AGACCAGAAGAAAAAAAAAAACACCCUAAAAGACAAAUGCAAGUUGCAAGUGGAGAGAGGAACAAGCUCACCGGUGAGGGAUACAUGGAGAGUGGCUUCUGCUGCACAUGGAUUAGAGAAGGAGACUCUGCAGGACAUCAUGCACCAACCCCUGGAUAUGCUGAGAUGACUUUACAUCGUCAUUGCAACCUGCCCAUACACAGCUGCACACUAUCCCUGCUCACAUUGUAGCCUGCAAAGCGUUUCAGAAGAGUUCCUGGGGUUUGCAACAAUUCCCAUUCACCAUCUAGAAACUAUGUUUAAAAAGAGGAGGACUGUGCCCAGGAUAAGCCGAGACUUCUGCCCAGCAGUCCCUGGAAGGACACAGUGUAACAGCAAGUGAUGUGGAAACUCUCAUCCAGAAAUAAACUCUGCUGCACACAGGUUGACCAUGGUAGCUGGGAUUCGUUCUCUGCUCCUUCUGCUGCUUUAUCAGGUGCUGUUGAGCGGUUGCACCGACCUUAUCCCAGAGGUAGGACGGAGGAAGUACGCAGAGUCUGGCCGGGCAUCUCCUGAGGAGUCACAGGGCAUCCUCAACCAGUUCGAGCUUCGCUUACUUAACAUGUUCGGUUUGAGGAGGCGUCCAACCCCUGGCAAAAAUGUGGUAAUCCCUCACUACAUGCUGGAAUUGUACCAUCUGCACUCAGCCCAGCUGGCCGACAACCAAGACAAGCCCCCCAUGGAUUAUCAGAAGGAGCGUGCAGCCAGCCGAGCAAAUACAGUCAGGAGCUUCCACCAUGAAGAUUCUCUAGAAGAUCUUCCCGGACAAGGAGAAAAAACUGUUCAGCGUUUUUACUUUAAUUUGACUUCAAUUCCCAAUGAAGAGCUCAUUACAUCUGCUGAACUUCGGAUAUUUCGAGAGGAGGUUCAAGACUCCUUUGAAAAUGACAGCAGUAAAGCCCUUCGUAUUAAUAUUUAUGACAUUAUUAAACCAGCCGCUGCUGCCUCUAGGGGACCUGUCACAAGACUAUUGGACACCCGACUGAUACAUCAUAAUGUGAGCAGAUGGGAAAGCUUUGAUGUCACACCAGCUAUUAUAAGGUGGAUUGCACACAGCCAGCCUAACCAUGGGCUUGUUGUAGAAGUGACUCACUUAGACUAUGGGAAAAAUGUUACUAAGAGACAUGUGAGAAUAAGCAGAUCUUUAUUGCCAGAUAAAGAACGGUGGUCCCAGAUAAGGCCACUUUUAGUAACUUAUGGCCAUGAUGGCAAAGGACACCCUCUACAUAAAAGAGAAAAACGGCAAGCGAGGCACAGGCAGAGAAAACGGCUUAAAUCAAGUUGUAGAAGACAUCCAUUAUAUGUAGACUUCAGUGAUGUUGGCUGGAAUGAUUGGAUUGUUGCGCCACCUGGGUACCAUGCCUUCUAUUGCCAUGGAGAAUGCCCGUUUCCCUUGGCCGAUCACUUUAACUCUACAAAUCAUGCUAUCGUACAGACAUUGGUGAACUCUGUUAAUUCCAACAUCCCAAAAGCUUGCUGUGUCCCAACAGAACUAAGUGCCAUCUCUAUGCUCUACCUUGAUGAAAAUGAAAAAGUUGUUCUGAAAAAUUACCAAGACAUGGUUGUGGAAGGGUGUGGGUGCCGUUAAAUAUAACGUUACAGGAUAAAUACACAAACACACAAAAAAGUUGACACUUUAAUAUUUCCCAAUAGAGACUUUAUUUAUGUAAUGAAAUGCUAAAAAAACAUUAUUUUGAAUAUAUAUUUAUGUGUACGAGAAAGUUGGGAAGCAAAAAUAUUUUAAUCAGAGAAAUAUUCCUUUUUUUUAUUUUUUAUUUUUUGAAAAAAAAAUGUUUUCAUAUAUAAUUUUUUUUUUUUUUGUACAUUUUAUACGGGUUUUGUACCCAGCACAGCACAUGAAGUAUAAUGGUCAGAUUCUUAUUUUGUAUUUAUUUUUCAUUAUAACCACUUUUAGAAAAAAAAAUAGCUGUUUUUUUUUGUAUUUAUAUGUAAUCAAAAGAAAUAUAGGGUUUGUAAAUAUGUGUUGAAAAGAAAAAAAAAACAGAUUUGUUGUAUUUAAGUUGAAAGGUAUACAUGGAAGGUAAAAGAUAAGCAAAAAUAUUUUUACUUUCUUAUAUGCUACUGUUAAGGUAAUUAGCUUAAACCCACAAGAAAGAGGUUAAUCUCAAGAAUUACCAGGACGGAUAAUGGUAUUGUGCAAUUCUCCAGGAGUUGUGCAGUGUUGGCUUUGAAAAUAUAACAUCUUAAGAAAAAAAAAAUCCUAAAAAUGGCUUUCUCACCUCAUUUUCUCAUUCAUUAGGCUUUAGACUUGAACAAUAAAAGUAUUAUACAGUAAAAUGCAAAAAAAUAAAAAUAAAUAAAAUGGUCAUACUCUGACCAAGUGUUUAACAUAUGUACUAUAUAUUUAGACCUGUUGGUACAGGAUAUUUUCUCUUACGAUGGAUAUUUUUUACAAAUUAAGACUUUAAAUUAUUUAUUUAAUGUUAUUCCCUUAUGUUGUUCCUAAGUAAAAGCAUUGUCUUUUCCAUUUUCUAUUGGUUCUUUUUGCUAAGAGCUGCUAUGAUACAAUUUCUAGUGUGGUUCUAUAUGAAAUAGCAUUGAUGGUGCAACAAUUUAAAAGUAAACAAGUUCUUAGUCAUACAACUUUGACUUGGCUAACUCCUUUUUGAAAGACCCCAAGGAUAACAUACCUGACAUGGGUUGUUAACAGUGAAUAUGUACCGUUAAAGUGUAUCUACCGGAUGCUGUUCUUUACGCAAUGGUAGAUCAGAUUCAGUCCUUACAGCAUGGUUUUCUUGAGGUCACUGGGGUUUUAAAUUCCUAGAAUUUGUAUGUCUAGCGAUGGCCAUUAAGUAAGUGAUUUGAACCCCAGAUAAGAAAAUAGGUAUAUCUAAAGGAGAAAGUCAUGUAGAAGUAUGAGAUUAUUUUCCAGUUGAGUUAAGGAUUAUUUCUGAUUUUCUUUUCAACAGAUAGGUGUUUGUGGACAAGACAUUGUACUUUUCUAGUUUCUCAUUCAUGUAGAUCUAUAUAAUUAUGAAUUCUACAAUUGCCAUACACCUAUGCUAUUUCACUUCCUACGCACUGCUGUAUAUUUGGAAAUAUGUUUGCAAACAGAACACAAAAUAUUGAUAAAAAUAAACUGCACAAAAUGUCACUAUUCAAAUGAAAAAGGCAUGGCAUAGGUAGAAAAAUCUUUUCAUCAUUCGGGGUAGAUGGUGGUUACCGGUGCUGCUAUUGGGUAUUUUUUAAGACCAUUGUGGGUUAUGGGUUCACUGGGCAUAUAAAAGAAGGGUCAAGUUCAAUAAGAAGAGAAAAUCUUAAAGGAUCAUUUUAUUCCAGAAUAUCUGGUAAUUUGUCCCAGUUUCCUCCAUUCCAAAAACAGAGAAGUGAUAGCUAUGAAAUCUAUCGCUAGUUAAUGGUCAUUGAAUCUAGAUUUCUCACCAAGCUCCAGACACCACUUUUGUUUUUGGUAUUGUUGUUUUUUCCAUUUUUUUUUUUUUGCCAGUUAAAUCCUGGGAUUGUAUCUCACAAAAAGUGUCAAAUGGAAUUGGUCAAUAAAUGGA
Messenger RNA from Hyla sarda, 3563 nucleotides. It is a transcript of the gene BMP2, whose product is annotated as bone morphogenetic protein 2. Bases 431 to 1627 code for a protein of 398 amino acids. Gene Ontology annotation, cellular component: extracellular region. The transcript has 3 exons. Gene Ontology annotation, biological process: negative regulation of transcription by RNA polymerase II; SMAD protein signal transduction; BMP signaling pathway. Gene Ontology annotation, molecular function: growth factor activity; cytokine activity; BMP receptor binding. NCBI's taxonomy places the organism in Eukaryota, Metazoa, Chordata, Amphibia, Anura, Hylidae. The record is from RefSeq and is a predicted model, not a curated record.